Schistocerca nitens (vagrant locust) is the source of this 636-nucleotide messenger RNA. Its product is annotated as ankyrin repeat domain-containing protein 54-like. The transcript is spliced from 3 exons. The record is from RefSeq and is a predicted model, not a curated record. Gene Ontology annotation, cellular component: nucleus; cytoplasm. Bases 1 to 636 code for a protein of 211 amino acids. Gene Ontology annotation, molecular function: protein binding. Lineage: Eukaryota; Metazoa; Arthropoda; Insecta; Orthoptera; Acrididae.
AUGGCCACUCAGGGGUGGGCAGAUGCGAUGCUUCAUCAACCUAAGGACUUGAUCGAAGUGAGCAGAUUGCUGUAUGAUCCACCACCAAAAAGCAGCGCACCAGUCGUUACGGAGCUGAGUACCACAACCAGAACCACCACCACCUCCGCCGCUGCCGCCACCUCUGCCAGCGCACCUUGCCAGACACCUGCUGCUGCGCGUCCCACGACUCCUCCACCUGAUGAGGCCACAGUCUCUCAAAUGCGGAGCCUUUGUGGGGCAGAGCGAGGCAGCAGGCUGAUAGAGGCGGCUAAGAAAGGGGCGGUGGAGGAGGUGCGGCUGUUGCUCGCGGCUGGGGCGGACGUGGGGGCGAGGGGCGGGGUCUACGGGUGGACCGCCCUGCACUGGGCUGCAUGGAGAGGCGACGCGGCUGUGGUGCGGCUGCUGCUCUCUGCGGCGUCCGACCCCAACGCCAGGGAUCAGUUGGGGUGGACGCCGCUGCACUGGGCGGCAUACUAUGGCCACGCAGAAGCGGCGGCUGCGUUGCUGCAGGCCGGAGCCGACAGGGGGGCGACAGAUGAACGUGGGGAGACCCCCCUGGACAUCGCCAGGCGGCAGAACGAUCAGCAGCUCGUCGAGAUGCUAACAGGGCCUUAA